Epinephelus fuscoguttatus (brown-marbled grouper) is the source of this 3934-nucleotide messenger RNA. RefSeq names its product putative methyltransferase NSUN7. The record is from RefSeq and is a predicted model, not a curated record. Gene Ontology annotation, molecular function: methyltransferase activity. The transcript is spliced from 13 exons. Lineage: Eukaryota; Metazoa; Chordata; Actinopteri; Perciformes; Serranidae. The coding region runs from base 407 to 2686 and encodes 759 amino acids.
GGACACACGCUAAUCCAAAGUGCUCCGCAGUGUUGACAGACAUUUAGUAAAGUUUGUUUUUAAGUGCAGACCCGACCCUGUAAGCUACACCUAAAUCCUUAAAAGAUUUAAAACCUUUUUUUAAAUAUAAAUGCAGGAUAAAAAGACUUAAGGAUAGGAGCAGAGAGGUUACAGGCAACAUCCGCGGAGACGCCCGUCGCCUCAUAACGGAGCCAGAUUUAUAGCGGGGAAUUUAUGGGCAGUUAAAAGUUUGCGUCGAGUCAAGGUUAAACACCAACAGUAACGGUACCGUUAAAGGACAUAUCUGCAAACAUGAGGAGUCCCGGACAUGAGAACAGUAUUUUGGGGGGAGAAAAUAAGACAGUGUUAACAUAAGGUGUCAGGGAGAAAAUACAAAUCUGAGGAGAUGGUGAAGAAUAAAAAUAUUGGAGGUCAUCCCAACCGCUCUUCCAAGUGCAAGACAAAAAAGUCUGGAUCCCAGAUUGCAUGCAGCAAGGACCUGGCACCUCAAGAUAAACAAGCCCAAGGUGACAUCCCAGCUGUUUCUCCAGAGCUCCAGACCAACAGCCAAGGUCAGCUGGGCUUUUCAGACAGCGUCUACCUGCUUGCAUCUGUGGUCUUUCAAAAUAACCACCUGGAGAAGCCUGCAGCCCACCGGUUGGUUAAUUAUGGCAAAGAAAGAGGACUUUCAUUACCUGAAGUCAAGGAUGAAGAGAUGCAACGUUUAGCUUAUGAGCUGGCCUUCAAUACACUUAAAUAUCAAGAGCUGCUGGAGGACAUCAUGAUUGACAGCUGCUUUUACCUCAGUCAGCUAAUGCCGGAUGAUCAGAUGAGCCUCGUUGCCGUCAUGCUCUAUGACUUCCAGGACAGAAAGUUCCUCCCACGGGAACGACAGGGCGUGGAUGAGAUUGUACAGGAAGUUAGAGAUGUGGAGAACUACCUCCUCAGGUAUAAAACCAAGCUGGCGGCCUCUCUGGCCCGCUGCAGGAUCAAACAUGAUCUCUUGUCCAUUGAGUGUAUCCUGCCGGAGAGUGUGAAGAAGAAGCAGGAGAGAUCAAGCAGCCUUCCACUUCACGCAUGGGUCAACACACAGAGGAGCAGCCUUGAUGAAGUCCAGAGUGUGCUGAAGAGUGUGGGCUUCUCACAAGUGAAAUCGAUUGGGCAGCUGGAGGGCCAGACCUUCUGCCAGGAUCCCCACUGUGGGGAUGUACUGGUAUUCCCUGCUCAGCUGAAAGCUCAGCUAUACACCACCAAGCUGCUUAGCAACCACAAACUCAUCAUCCAGGAUAAAUCUUGCAGCUUGGGCCCAAAUGCAGUGUGCUCCCUGUUACCAGAGGAAGGAGAUGUUCUUAUGGCGGGCUGCAUCUCUGGCCUCACCGUCUGCCACACUGCCUCCCUAAUCGCAGAGAAACAUAAAGCCAACAACAGCAACCACCAGCCCACAGUCUAUGCUUGUGUCAGUGAUCGCACAAAUGUUCAGAGGGAGGAGCUGCAGCAGGCCGUCGCUGCCAUGGGCUGCAAGAAUGUGAAGCUGAUACCAGAGGUCUUCAAGUCUUUGGACGGCGGUGACAAGCGACUUCAGAGGGUGCGCGUUAUCCUGCUGAUGCCCAAGUGUUCUGUGUCUGCAGUCAGCAACCUGGUUGAAUUCAUACUGCAAGAGAAUGGAGACACAGAACUGCUGCAGGACUUAUCCCAGGGCUCCAUAGCCCAGAGCAAACUGGAAGCUCUGGUAACCCAGCAGAGGAAGGAUAUUGAUCAUGCCUUGAAGUUCCCCAAGGUUUUGGCAGUGGUGUACUCUACCUGUUCCUCAUACCAAGAAGAGAAUGAGGAGGUGGUGAGCAGAGCCCUGGAGCGAGCCAAGACCCGCUCAGAACAGGAGGGGGAACCAAAACAGGCAAACUUCAGGCUUAGUCCAUCCCCGUUCAGCACUCCUGACCAUGCUGAGGAUCCAGAGAAAACAGACCCCUUCUUUAUGCUGGAGCCCUCAGAACAGGGCAAUGGCUGCUUUCUGGCUGUUCUCAGCAGAGAGUCAACAACACAUACAGAGGUCAAAGAGUUGCCACAUGAAGUGCUUGAGAGGGCAAAUGCCAAAGGCAUACUGGACAGGAUCGGCUCCAACCAGCCAACCAGAAAAAAGCAGCAUGGACACGCCAACAGGAUAACAAAAACGACCCAUGCUCGCACCUCUCAACACCACCCUUCUGUCAGCGCUCAGGCCAAAACCCAAGAGACCAAGGGCAGCAACAGUACUACUUUGUGUGGACAUCAGGAAUUCACUAACAGGCGACAGCUGUCACAAGGAAAAGCCAAAGCUCUGUGCCUGCAGGCUUCACACAACACUGUGUCCAGCUCCCUCUCUUCCUCCAAGCCAGAACACAGCACAACCAAGAAAACCCUCACCCCUGUGUCCAACACUACAACUCCUACCACCUCUCUGCCUCCCGCCCCUCCACCUCCUACCCCGCUGGCCCCGGUUGUCCGUCCCCGCAGAGCUCAGGUGGUGCUGAAGCCUGUCAUGUUCGUCCUGCCUCCUGUUCACUUCCCCAACCCUUUCUCACAUCAGCAUAACCGAACAAGUUUCAGCCGCAGCUUCAACUGCAAGUGGAGAACCCCGGUUCAGACGAUGUCCAGCUCCAGUGGCAGUCUCUCCGGGGAUGCUAUGGUCAGAUCUCGCCCUCUGUUUUGAGCUCACAAACACCAACACAGCUAUAAAACAUGUGUUAACUUUUGUGCCAAAUGCUUACAUAAAUAAAGUCAGUAGAGUCUAAAUCUAACACCAGAUUAUGUACAGUGUUGUUGAUCAUGUGGGGGAAAAAAGUCAUCCUCAGUGCUUCUAGAGCUGUUAUUACCUGUCAUUAUUACAGUGUCUCUGUGUGCCGUCAAGAACAACCUUGCCACAGUAAGAGUCUAAUCAAACUGCAUAUAUUUAUAGGGCUGAGCCAAUGUCAUUUCAAUGUGACUGCAUGCUGAAAAACUAUUACAUAGGCUUCCACUGACCUGAAAAAUCAAAGGACGUAUUCAAGAAGCUACUCCCUUCUUCUUUUGGUAAUGCAUUUAUUGUCACAACAGAUUACAUUUACAUGGUGUGGAGAUGAGUGAAGAACAGAAUCGAAAUGAUUUUUUAAGCAUCUCUUGUUUGUCUUGUGUGUGUGUGUCUUUUUCACUUUGAUCGGACUGCAUUCACAGAGUUCAUGUGGAGUGCAGGUGGUGGCCACGAGCCAUAGGAGCAGUGUCAAGGUUUUGAUACCAGUGACAGCAGACUUUUUCUUUUCACUGCUGUAUGUGCAUAUAUGUGUAUGUUUGUGUGUGUGUGUUUUGUUUGUGAGUGGGAAUAGACUGACUGGAUUUACUGAGGAAGAGAACCGAACGGCACAGAUUUGAUCUUUUCCGUGCUGUCCGCGCAGGACAAACGCCACCGUGUGCCACUGUUCAUAUAGACUCGAGCGCUUCACAUCUGCCAAAGUCAAAGCCUGGAUCUGGAUUUCGUUGCUACCACAUAAAUCUGGGGUGUCUGCAUAAAGAUUCCUGAGGAAAUUGUAAAGUUUAAACAGAAGCAAUGUAACAUUCUUGAGCUUUUAAACUCUAGUUUCUCUAUAAUGUAUGCAAAAAGAAUUUACAAUCGUAACUAAUUAAAAGCUUUAAAAUACAUUAAAAAGUGUUACCGUUCUUUUGCUGAUCGACUCAUCCAUCAAGGAAUGGAAGGUAAAAAUUGCUGACCGACAAUCUUUAAUUGUGAUUCAGUAAAUGGGGAAGAGAGUAACCUUUUAUGGGUCAGAUUUUGUUUGUGCCAGUGUUAAUCCAGUCAUGGUCAAGCGGAGAUGACUUGUGCUGAGAGCAUCUAUUACUUGUGUGUUCACCACUCUUCUCACCGAGACCCUUUUUUUAACUCGUCAAUGUAAAACAUAUCCCAUCAAGAAAACAUGCAAAAUCAAAA